Messenger RNA from Syngnathus acus (greater pipefish), 4879 nucleotides. It is a transcript of the gene septin12, whose product is annotated as septin 12. Gene Ontology annotation, molecular function: GTP binding; molecular adaptor activity; GTPase activity. Gene Ontology annotation, biological process: cytoskeleton-dependent cytokinesis. The record is from RefSeq and is a predicted model, not a curated record. NCBI's taxonomy places the organism in Eukaryota, Metazoa, Chordata, Actinopteri, Syngnathiformes, Syngnathidae. Gene Ontology annotation, cellular component: cell division site; septin ring; septin complex. The coding region runs from base 207 to 2963 and encodes 918 amino acids. The transcript is spliced from 11 exons.
GUUGCUGGAGCCAAAUCGGACACCAGUGAGUGGCCACAACGCGACGGGACAGCAGUAGAAGCGCAGAUUACUCCUGCCAAUUAGUCAAUAGCUCUCAUUUGGUUUGAACAUUCAAUAUUUUAGGAAUCUUUUGGAGACCAGGAAAAAAAAAAAACUUCAUUCAUCAGACUUGGAGUGGCAUCACGGAGACUUCUUUACUAGACAGGAUGUCGGCACUCUCCGUGAAUGACCACCUUGAAGGGAUUUUAUCAGAUUUUGAAGCCUUGAAGAGAUCGUUUGACAUCGAAGAUGUGGACGAUAUACCAUCCUUCUCCUCGGCAUCCACUACCUCCUCACCCGUCUCUCCGUCGCCGUCCCAUUUCUUCCACAGCAACAACAAAGCCGGUGAGGAUCGGCGAGGAGGACAAUCCCCUUCUUCAUCUUUCAACAACAUCAGCAACCUGGGCUCUGCAGGGUACCACCCCCAUAUCAGCCGAAGUUCUAAUCCCAGCCCAGUCCUUAGAUCACGUACAGUGGUCAGCAGUCUGUCCUUCAAUCGAGGAACCGUGAACAAACCGGCCAUUAACACCUCUGUGACUCGAGCGGCGUCCUUUCAAAGCAGGGCAAAUCCCAACAAUGGCUUCUCCAUGUUACGUGGACCAGGAAGUGACAAUGACAGCCUUCAUAGCUCCACUUCCAGCCUUGAGUUCUCUGGAGUUGGUGGAGGUUCACUUCAUCCUAACAAGUUGACGUCAUAUCUGAGUCCACAACAGCAGCUACAGGCAGGCGCUCAAUUGGGAAACAAUCACAACUUGAAGAAGUUCUCCUCUCAUGGGACUGUUUUUCACUCAGCAUUGGAGCAGGGAAAAGGAAUGACGGGGGCACCAGAUCCUCAUGGGAGUAAUCAUGGCUCCAUGCCCAGCCUAGAUAUUCAAAUAUGUGAUGGUGGAGAUGGUGCACAAAGAAGUGGAGACCUGCUUUCUCCUGGCUUGAGGUAUACCAAUGCCACCUGGAAUGGCCAGCUUCAAAAUGCCAAUUCCCUUGAAGUUGAGAGUAGCUGUGGUCCCAACAGUCAUCAUUAUCCAAGUCCCCAGACUACCCAACCCAAGGCUAAAGAAACUCCACGUCUCAGUAAGUUCCCCUUGGACCUGGAUAGCUUGGUGAGCACCACCUCCGUUACAUCCCCUGCAAAAGUUAUCAGACGACCCAUCAACUCCAACCCUCCAAAGCCUCCUCCAAGAGGCACCGGGAGCCUUCAGCAUCGUACCAACUCCCCAUCCACUUUGGCAAGCCCAUCAGCUUCCCUCAGCAGCCUUGAUAGUUCUUCCGAUGCACCGCCUCAUCCCGUUUUCAAUUCAACUACAGGCUCCUUUCCUGUUCCAGAAGUGAGAUGCUCACCCAUGCCCCUAUCUCCAGUCCACUUGGGAACCCUUUCCAGGCCUCAGGUUUUUCAAGUGAAUCCCGACCCACCCAAAUCUUCCAGCCCCAGAGCUACUGGCUCUUUGGAACAUGGCCCCGGUGAUGUCGGAGAUAGCGUAGGCUCAAUUUUGCAGAGGAUUGCCUCAUUCUCCCGGCCUGUCAUCGCUGAUACAAGCCAAGGAACUGUCAUCCAACCUUCUGCAAUUCCAAAAAUUGGAGCUCUGUCUUCUGAACUAAGCUGUCCUGCAGAGAUGAACCCAAAAGGGGGACAUGACAAGAAGAAAAACAUAGAAAGUGCUGGAGAUCUGAAAGUAGCGGUAUCUUGCCUGAUGGAGGAGAGAGAGGAGAAGGAGAAUGGCGACACGGGAGAAGAGCAAGUCACAGACGACAAGAGCGAAGCAAUUCUAGCGAGUACCGUUUCCGAGAAUUCCGUCCAAGAAACGAAAGAAAAUGGAGUGGAGGUCCAUGUGGAGGAGAAGGAAAAGGAGAAAGGAAUGGAGGAAGGAGAGAUGAAGAAAGAGGUGGAGUCAGAGGUGAAGGUGGAAGUUUGCCAAUCUGUGCCAGACUUGCAGAUGAGUUUCAUCCAUGGCAGUGACUUGUUUGGCUAUGUGGGCAUUGAGGCAGUGCUGGACCAGAUGAGACACAAGACCAUGAAAGCUGGCUUUGAGUUCAACAUCAUGGUGGUUGGUCAGAGUGGUUUGGGGAAGUCCACCAUGGUCAACACUCUCUUCAAAUCCAAAGUCAGUAGGAAAUCCUGCACACCAAAUUAUGAGGAGAAAAUCUCCCAGACAGUCAAGCUGCAGUCAGUGAGCCACAUGAUUGAAGAGAAGGGGGUGAAGAUGAAACUGACAGUGAUUGACACCCCAGGAUUUGGAGACCAGAUCAAUAAUGAGAACUGUUGGGAGCCUAUCGUCAUGUACAUCAACGAGCAGUAUGAAAAAUAUCUACGAGAAGAGCUGCAUGUCAACCGUAAGAGGAGAAUACCUGACACGAGAGUCCACUGCUGCAUCUACUUCCUGGCUGCAACAGGACACAGGUUACGUCCCAUCGAUGUGGAGUUCAUGAAGAGGUUGGGAAAGAUCGUAAGCAUCGUGCCUGUCAUUGCUAAAGCUGACACACUUACCAUUGAGGAACGACAAGAGUUCAAGGAGAGGAUAAGGCAAGACUUGGCAGGCAACGGGAUUCGUGUUUAUCCCCAGAAAGAAUACGAUGAGGAUCCAGAGGAACGCUUCCUCAAUGACAGGAUCAGGGAAAGUAUUCCCUUUGCCGUGGUGGGAACUGACAAGGAGCAUCAGGUGAAUGGAAAUAAGGUGCUGGGCCGUAAAACCAAGUGGGGAAUUAUUGAAGUCGAAAACGUGGCACACUGUGAGUUUGCCAAUCUGCGAGAUCUCCUCAUCAGGUCUCACCUGCAGGACCUGAAAGAUGUGACACACAACAUCCACUAUGAAACAUACCGCGUGCGACGGCUUAACGAGAGCAACAUGAAUUUCAUUGAACAAGGACUUUCUACUUGGCCGCUGGAAAAUGGAACUGGUGACAAAUGUGAAUCAGACAGCCACCUCUGAUGCCUUCGUCAGCCUCAAGCUCCUGGAACGAUGCUAACCAUCUACUCAAAACGAGAGAGCAUUUUUACCACAUGAAGCGAGUUGGGAGAAAUGUCAGAUUUGGUUGUUGUUGCAGAUUACAGAGAUUGUUUGAUGAAUGAUUUUUAUGGGAGACUAAAAAUACAAAUAUUUUUGAAUGUAACAUAAUUUGUAUUUUCUGGUAUUAUGGUUGCAUAUACAGGCAUAACCAAGGCAGUCCGUUUCAAGAGUGACACAAAGAUAAUAUGCAUCUAAUUUUCUGUUAUAUUCAGGAUUAAGGUCAUAAGUCAUAUUUGUUUUGACAUCCCAGGCCUUAAAUGCAGCAAAUUAACUGCACCCAGGGUUGAAAUACAGCACUGCUGAAAUAUAUACAGUUGUUGUGUAGGUAGGAAGCAAGGCAAGUUUUGACCUUAACUAAUUCUUUACAGGGCAGGGUACAUUGUGUCUUUGAAAAAGAUCAAUGCAUGAAUUUAGAUGAUUCUAAUGACUAUUUUGUCCAAUUUACAAAUAAACAUAGUUUAUAUAGUAUCCAGUAGUUAGCUUCUUACGGCAUCAGGUCGAAGUGGAAACUAAAAAGAAUUACGACUAUAACUUGUGUUAAACUACUCCAUCCAUUUUCUGAACCGCUUUUUUUCACGAGGGUCGAGGGCAAUUUUAUUCGCAAGAUAAAAAAUGACUUUGUCACAAGCCUUUAACUUUGAAUUUUGGGGCAAUGUAUGGAGUAAGUAUAGAUUUUUGUGUUUUAUGGGUUGCCAAAAUCAUUGCCUUUCCUCGUAUGCGGUCAGAUAGCUAAUCUGAAGCCAUUCUGAGCAGCACAGCAAGUUACAGUGUGUCAUCAUCUGUAGUGAUGACGCUAAUUGUCUUACAAUUAGUCUUGCCGUGACCCUUAUGACCCAUUCACAAUUAUUUCACCUGGUAUUAGCUGGGUGCACUUCUUCAUACUGUUGCUGUCUGAUCACAAGUGAGCGACAUGUUUGUCUUACGUGAAAUUUAUUUUGAAAUACACUAUGAUAGCUGUAUCCGUGUGAUCAUUUGUCAGAAACACACCCAGACCUGUUUAAUUUAUUUUUCUUUGACUGAACUACAAACUGCAUAUCUGUCAUAGCAGUUGUGUUUAUUUUUACUUGGUAUUAUUUCUGAUCCAAGAAAAAUCUACUUUUAAUUGUCUGGUGAAUAUUGGAGCUGUUUGACAUGAUGAUAGACAUUUUUGCAAAAUAUCAGGUAGGUACACGUGUGCCUUAAUAUUCCCAUCUGUUAAAAAAAAGCAGUUUAGCUUCAUCAAUACAAGUUCCAAAGAAAAAACAGAAUUCUGAAGUUCACUCCAGCAUAUUGAAGGCUUUUAAUUGGAUGGAUAAUUGGCUGUACAUGUAUGUAUUUGUGUGUUAUGGUUGUUCUUCUACAAAUGAAAACAACUAAAAUGGAAUUAUAAACAAAAUUAUUUUUAGAUAAAGUAUAAAAACCAGAGUACAUGAAGAUCAAGGCUUUGUAGCGCAAUUCCAUCAAGUUCAGUUAUUUCUAGUAUAUCACUUUGUAACCUGCACUUCCAAGAUUUCAAAAUAUUCCCGUACUAAAGGAAUAUUAACUGUAUUUAGAUUACUCUUGUAGAAUGUUGAGCAUGAUUGUUAAUGUCAAGAUGGUGAUUCUUGCUUUGCUGGCUUUUCAAGCAUAAAUGAAGAAUUAAAACAUAUUCUUAGAAACGAUUAUUUUGAGUAGGCUUAUUUUCAUAAUCACACGUUUUUAUGAAAUGAGACUUGAUGCAAAUAGUGAUUGGGUUGUGGAAAAAGUGUGUUGGUUGAACCAUGAACUCUUUUUUUGUUGCUUUGUUGUCACUCCAACCCUCCCAAUUGAGUUUUCUGCUUUGUCCUGUAUUUUGAACCUCUGUACCAAACUCCUUGAAU